GGCUUUUGGCUUCAUGACGAGAGUGGCCCUGCAGGCUGAGAAAUUGGACCACCAUCCUGAAUGGUUUAACAUGUACAACAAGGUCCACAUCACCCUGAGCACUCAUGAGUGUGCGGGCCUUUCAGAACGGGACAUAAACCUGGGCAGCUUCAUCGAGUAAGUAGCAGUGUCCAUGACAUAGACCCUGCCCUUCCUCUCUGAGCUCUUCUGGGGAAAGGGAAGGACGGAACUGGGGAUCCAGAGAGGGAACAGGGUAGCCCCGAGUUGUUGGUGCAGUCAGAAUGGCCAAGUCGACCCCACUGCUUCCAUUUC
This is a messenger RNA of Hippopotamus amphibius kiboko, 312 nucleotides long. RefSeq names its product pterin-4-alpha-carbinolamine dehydratase-like. The record is from RefSeq and is a predicted model, not a curated record. NCBI's taxonomy places the organism in Eukaryota, Metazoa, Chordata, Mammalia, Artiodactyla, Hippopotamidae. The coding region runs from base 14 to 160 and encodes 48 amino acids. Gene Ontology annotation, biological process: tetrahydrobiopterin biosynthetic process. Gene Ontology annotation, molecular function: 4-alpha-hydroxytetrahydrobiopterin dehydratase activity. The transcript has a single exon.